Exophiala xenobiotica is the source of this 2965-nucleotide messenger RNA. RefSeq lists its product as uncharacterized. The record is from RefSeq and is a predicted model, not a curated record. Gene Ontology annotation, molecular function: mRNA binding. The transcript is spliced from 2 exons. Lineage: Eukaryota; Fungi; Ascomycota; Eurotiomycetes; Chaetothyriales; Herpotrichiellaceae. Gene Ontology annotation, cellular component: nucleus; cytoplasm. Bases 592 to 2451 code for a protein of 619 amino acids.
CUAAUUUCUUUGUGCCCAUCCAAAACACAUCCAUUCAACACUCAUCUUUCGAAUUCAUCUUUCUCUUUCCAUCUCGAUACCCUAGCUGUUGCAUGCCUUGUUCGCUUGCAACAACGGACGUCCCUUCCAUCUACGUCGUCUUAUCGACCCGUCUAUCCUUGAUCAUGUUUCGCUGAACGACCACAAUCGCAUCUGUCCAAAUUUCUCCCUCUUGUCCUGCUCGACUCGACUCGACUCAUUGAUCUUUCCAGAUCACUCGUCUACCAGCGCCUCGCCGUCCCCAGACCGAUACGAACACGAUUAGAUCGUCGAACUUCGUUCAGAUCCAGCUUUUACGACCCAGUAUCUCUGCUAAGUCCUUUUUGCGACGACUUACCUCUUAAUCUCCACGAAACCUUUUACUCCUCUCGACCUCGAACCUCUCGAUCGCCCUGAAAUCCUUGAACCCAGAGCUCGAUCAGCAAGUUACCUUGGUGUUUACUUUUUGUGAGCUCCAAAAUAGCCUUUUGCGGGCUUGCAAGACAAGCCAGGCAUUAUCGCUGUGGAUUUGGUUGAAAAGCAAAAAUUUUCUCACGAGUCCAACACAUCAAGAUGGCAACGUUUUCGAAUCCCUCCGAGGCAUUCUAUGACGAUCUGUCAAGCACUUCUCCAAGAGCGUUUCGCAAUCCACAGCUGAAUCGACAGAUGGGACGGAACGAUGGUUAUGGAGGUAUCAAUCCGCCCAUGUUCGGGAACGAGGGUCCUGUGCCAUCGAUGCGCUUAGAGAACAUGAGAGACAAUUUCGGCGCACCCAUGCAAAACCCAGGUGCUGGAAACGUGCACUUCCCCUAUGAUGCAGGGGCAGCGCAGACAUGGAACUCGAGCGGUCCUUCGUUGCAAAACUUUGGCAACGGAAUGGGUACUCUUCCCCCAAACCAAAACUACGGACCGUCGCGCAGUGUCAAACCCAGCCGAGGUCGUGCAGCCAUAUCAAACUUGUGGUUUGACCAACCUGCUCAGCUUCAACAGUCCCAACAACAUUCUCUUGUUGGCCCGCGAGCUGGACCUCAAGGCCGUAACGACCCUAACGAAGACGACGACGAAUUGAUACCGACAGCCAUUGUAAUCAAGAAUAUUCCCUUUGCCGUCAAGAAAGAGCAGCUUGUUCAAUUAAUGGUCGAUAUGAACUUGCCACUUCCGUACGCGUUCAACUACCACUUCGAUAACGGCGUAUUCCGUGGUCUUGCUUUUGCCAACUUCACCUCGCCUCAAGAGACUGAACAGGUCAUCCAAGCCCUCAAUCACAUGGAUCUCAGUGGGCGCAAGCUGAGAGUUGAGUACAAGAAGAUGCUUCCUCUUGCUGAGCGAGAGCGGAUCGAGAGAGAGAAACGAGAGCGCCGUGGUCAAUUGGAAGAACAACAUCGACCAGUGCCACAGACACAGCUUCACAAUCAAAUCUCUAUGUCAUCGAUGCCCAGAAACACGCCGUCUCCAAUGUCCCAUCGCGGAGGCAAACCUGGUCAGUUUUCCUCGUCACAAGCAACAGGAGACGUCCUAACAAAUGUCACAGACAUUGACAUGAACGACCCUAAGACUCUGGAAUUCUAUACCGACAUGACACUUUUCAAAAGAGACGUCAGCCGCGAAGUUCUUAUCUUUCCACCUACCUUGGAACCCCAUCAUCGUCGCAUUGUCCACACUCUUGCUCACCAUAUGGGUCUCAUGCAUACCUCUCGUGGUAGCGGCGACCAGCGACAAGUCCACAUCCAUCGGGCUGCACCAGGCACCAACGUCAGUCCGCCCCUGCCAGGGCAUUUUGGUGGCCCUGAAGGACUUCGUCAGACGCUUGGACGCUCUUCUACCGCCGAUUUUGCCGAAGGCAGACAGUACGAAGGCCCAGUCUUCAACACUCUCCGCGGUCAGUCCUCCGUCGGGCUCUUGGAUGUGGAUUCGAACGCCUACAACAGGGUUGCCGACAACAACCUCCGAAAUGCGAAGUCAUUCGCAGAUUUGCGAUCCUGGAGCCCUUCCCCUGUUCCUUCAUCCGCAAGCUUCCCAGCCGCUCUGCAGACCAACGGGGCACGCCUUCAGGGUUUGAAUGAUACAGCAGGUUCCAACACACCUGUCUUGCCACCAAGUGCCUCUAACCCCGGCCCCAACCGAGACGAGCCUUUCCUAAUCUCCGCGUUUAACAAUAUGUCGGUUAGCAAUGGUGGAAACCAAACAAGCCCUCGACGUCAACGAAGCUUCUUUGGCAAUGGACCGGAAUGGAAUGACAACCAGACCUAUCAAGCAACCGCCCCUAUCGGGAGCAAGCGAACAGUCAGUAUUGGUCCGGAGGCCACAUCCCAGACAGCCAAUCCAAUGCGCCAAUCAAGAGGACCAGGUGCCAAUAACACCGUUGGAUUUCGGCGCCAAAAUGGACGUGGCAGUGACGAAUUGAGAGCGGCCGCAUCAGCGAUCGCCGAAUGAACGAGACAUACCCCCAUAUACCCCCUAUGAUGAUGCUCUUUACCGAGCGAAUGAACGAGUCAAUGAUCCACGAAUGACACGACCAUCCUCCGACCUGGAAACAAAAAAGUUAGACGCAUAGGGCAGCCGCACGACUGCAUGAUUGGACUACAGAAAAAGAUUGUUGUAACGACUCGACAAGGUUCAUGGUGCCGUACUACAGCAUUUUUAUUUCACGAAAAACGCCGAGAAGAAUGAUGGAUCUGAUUUGUACACUUUUUGACUUGCGCGUCUUCUGAGACGGCAGUGUGUAUGCAUGUUAUGGGCGUUGAUACUGGGGUUCUCUCCAAGCUAGAGAUGAUAUGCCUUGGUUGCUUACUACUCGCUGUGUAUUUGGUUUGAUACGAAGGAGCUAGUCUCCCCGAUCCUGCUUUGUGUCUGGGUAUUGAGGUUGAUGUAUGAGAAACACUCGUUUUAAUUACCUUGGCAGUGACCCUUCAGGAUCCUGCCCAUAAUAUUGAAUGGUUGCACUGAA